This is a messenger RNA of Mytilus trossulus (common blue mussel), 1768 nucleotides long. RefSeq names its product muscle LIM protein Mlp84B-like. NCBI's taxonomy places the organism in Eukaryota, Metazoa, Mollusca, Bivalvia, Mytilida, Mytilidae. The record is from RefSeq and is a predicted model, not a curated record. Gene Ontology annotation, biological process: muscle tissue development; sarcomere organization. The transcript has 10 exons. Gene Ontology annotation, molecular function: actinin binding; structural constituent of muscle. Bases 120 to 1346 code for a protein of 408 amino acids. Gene Ontology annotation, cellular component: nucleus; Z disc; cytoplasm.
ACUAGCCUGAGAAAAUGAGUGGUAUGUGUAUUGCAUUUGUGAGGUGAUAAGGGUUCAUUAAUCGGAUCAUCAACUUCUACAUGUUCUAGAAGAACUGGCUACAUUAAAUAGAGAUAACCAUGCCUGAGUACUGCCCAAGAUGUGAUAGACCUGUUUACUUUGCUGAAGAAAUUGUAGCUAUUAGCAAAAAAUGGCAUAAGUUGUGUUUCAAAUGUGGUAAUUGUAACAAGCUGUUGGACAGUACUACUUGUACAGGGCAUGAUGGGGAUGCCUUCUGUAAAGCCUGCUAUGGAAAGCUGUUUGGACCAAAAGGAUAUGGAUUUGCAUCUGGUGCCAGCGGACUUUCUAUGGACACAGGCAGACCAUACCAUGUCACAAGAGAUAAUGUAUCACACAUACAGACAGCCCAAAUAGCUCCAAAGUUAAACGGAACAGAGAAGCCCAGGUUUGGAUCAGCUAAUGGUUGUCCUCGGUGUGGUAAACAGGUCUACUUUGCUGAGGAAAAAAGAGCACUAGGAAAAAAGUGGCACAAAAUUUGUCUAAAUUGUCAUAGUUGUAAGAAGCUAUUAGACAGUACAACAUGUAACGAUCACGACGGAGAGAUUUAUUGUAAGGCUUGUUACGGUAAAAGUUUUGGACCUAAAGGUUACGGAUUUGCAGGUGGAGCCUCUGGAUUAAACAUGGAUACUGGCGUUAAAGGGGAGAUUACUACAAGGGAUGUAUCUACUUAUCAGAAGGCCCAGGCUGCCCCUUUGAUCAAUGGAAAUGAAAAGUUUGGAGGGGGAAACAUGUGUCCUAAGUGUGGAAAAUCUGUUUACUUUGCUGAGGAAGUCAAUGCCAUGGGCAAGAAAUACCACAAGCUUUGCCUAAGAUGUGGUAACUGUAACAAGAUGUUAGAUAGUACUACCUGUACAGAUCAUGGCAAUGAUGUUUACUGUAAGAAUUGUUAUGGAAAGCUGUUUGGACCUAAAGGAUAUGGAUUUGCUGGAGGAGCGUCUGGACUCUCCAUGGACACAGGAAAUCCUGAUGAAGUUACUCGAGAAAAUGUAUCCAGCUUAUGUAUUGCCCAGGCUGCACCACUGCUUCCUGAUACCAAACAAAAUGCUGUAAUAGGGGGUGGGGACAUUUGUCCUAGGUGUGGCAAAGCUGUUUACUUUGCAGAGAAAGUAUUUGGAGGAGGACAGACAUAUCACAAGAGUUGUUUUAAAUGUACUGCCUGUGGGAAAGGACUGGAUUCUACUACACUCACCCAUAAAGAAGAUGAAGUCUUUUGUAGAUCGUGUUAUGCAAAAUAUUUUGGACCAAAAGGAUUUGGAUUUGGACAAACUCUUCAGCAUACAGGAUAAAAUAGAAUAAGUGGAAUACAAAAGAUGUUAUAUCUUCUCAAGAAAAUCAAACCUGGCAUUAUCACAGAUUAGUUUAAAUGGACAGGAUGUCUUUAACAAAUUUAACCUUAUGCACAAAAUGUUUGUAAGUUUUGGUUUUUAAUACAUGAAGAUAUUUUUGUAUAAGUUAACAUUGAUGUUUAUUGGACUGAUGUUUUAUGCAUAUGAAAAUGUCAAAUAUAUUUGAAUGAAAUUUCUUCUUUUUUAUUUUACUGAAUUUUUUAGUCAUGUAUCUUUUAGCUGCCUACAUUUUACAGAUUAUAUGCAUAUAGGUUAAAUUGUUUUUAAAAGAAUCUCAAAAAGUUUUUUUUUUAAAUGCCUAAAAAUGGUACUGGUAAUUUAAAUGAUUCUUUGACUGUUUGGUUUAAUAACUAACAACACAA